Molecule: messenger RNA, 5394 nt
Organism: Canis lupus familiaris (dog)
Lineage: Eukaryota; Metazoa; Chordata; Mammalia; Carnivora; Canidae
Gene: ALG9
Product: ALG9 alpha-1,2-mannosyltransferase
Exons: 16
Coding region: 475-2028 (517 amino acids)
Biological process (GO): protein N-linked glycosylation
Cellular component (GO): endoplasmic reticulum membrane
Molecular function (GO): alpha-1,2-mannosyltransferase activity
Source: RefSeq, a predicted model, not a curated record
CAUGUAGAAGGUGCUUUGAACCAUAUCUUCACCCGGAGCUUACCCUUUGGGUGUUCACAACCCAGAACCUUCAGGAUCAAACUGGGUGACCGGUGGUUUUCCUUUCCAGAACCAGAAGCACUUGUAGGAAAGUUGAACAGAGGGAAGCACCAAUGUUCUCACUUACUGGAACUGUGACAGUCUGUCGGCUGCCUUUUGGAUUAGUCUCUGUGAAGAUAACUCAAAUUCUGAGUCCCUGACUGGUGGGACAACACAAGACAUGAAGGACUUUCUAGUGUUAUUUUCAGAACUUAAUCUUCUCAAGGAUCCUGGAUUAGACAGCAAGGAAGAAGCUCAUGAAGAAAUCUAUGGCCAAAAUAAGGUUAUCUGGGAACAAAGCAGGACAAGUCUGGGCCCCUGAAGGAUCUACUGCUUUCAAGUGUCUGCUCUCAGCACGGUUGUGUGCUGCUCUCCUGAGCAACAUCUCUGACUGUGAUGAAACAUUCAACUACUGGGAACCCACACACUACCUCAUAUAUGGGAAGGGGUUUCAGACUUGGGAAUAUUCCCCAGUUUAUGCAAUUCGGUCCUAUGCUUAUCUGUUGCUUCAUGCCUGGCCAGCUGCAUUUCAUGCAAGAAUUCUACAAACUAAUAAGGGCCGUGUGUAAGAAGUUUGGGCUGCAUGUGAGUCGAAUGAUGCUAGCCUUCUUGGUUCUUAGCACUGGCAUGUUUUGCUCAUCAUCAGCAUUCCUUCCUAGCAGUUUCUGCAUGUACACUACGUUGGUAGCCAUGACUGGCUGGUAUAUGGACAAGACUUCUGUUGCUGUGCUGGGAGUCGCCGCUGGGGCUAUCUUAGGCUGGCCGUUCAGUGCUGCACUUGGUUUACCCAUUGCCUUUGAUUUGCUGGUCAUGAAACACAGGUGGAAGAGUUUCUUUCAUUGGUCUCUGGUGGCCCUAAUACUCUUUCUGGUGCCUGUGGUGGUCAUUGACAGCUACUACUAUGGGAAGCUGGUGGUUGCACCACUGAACAUUGUCUUAUACAAUGUCUUUACUCCUCAUGGACCUGAUCUUUAUGGUACAGAACCCUGGUAUUUCUAUUUAAUUAAUGGAUUUCUUAAUUUUAAUGUAGCCUUUGCUUUGGCUCUCCUGGUCUUACCACUGACUUCUCUUAUGGAAUACCUACUGCAGAGAUUCCAUGUUCAGAAUUUAGGCCACCCAUAUUGGCUUACCUUGGCUCCAAUGUAUAUUUGGUUUCUGAUUUUCUUCAUCCAGCCUCACAAAGAGGAGAGAUUUCUUUUCCCUGUAUAUCCACUUAUAUGUCUCUGUGGUGCCGUGGCCCUUUCUGCACUUCAGAAAUGUUACCACUUCGUGUUUCAGCGAUACCGCCUGGAGCAUUACACUGUGACAUCGAACUGGCUGGCAUCGGGAAUGCUCUUCCUGUUUGGGCUCUUAUCUUUUUCUCGCUCUGUGGCGCUGUUCAAAGGGUAUCAUGGGCCCCUUGACUUGUAUCCAGAAUUUUACCGAAUUGCCACAGACCCGACCAUCCACACUGUCCCAGAAGGCAGGCCUGUAAAUGUCUGUGUAGGAAAGGAGUGGUAUCGCUUUCCUAGUAGCUUCCUUCUGCCUGAUAAUUGGCAGCUUCAGUUCAUUACAUCAGAGUUCAGGGGCCAGUUACCAAAGCCUUUUGCAGAGGGACCACUGGCUACCCGAAUUGUUCCUACUGACAUGAAUGACCAGAACCUGGAGGAGCCAUCCAGAUACAUUGACAUCAGUAAAUGCCAUUAUCUAGUGGAUUUGGACACCAUGGGAGAAACACCCCGGGAGCCGAAAUACUCAUCAAAUAGAGAAGAAUGGAUCAGUUUGGCCUACAGACCAUUCCUUGAUGCCUCUAGAUCUUCAAAGUUACUGCGGGCAUUCUAUGUCCCCUUCCUGUCAGAUCAAUAUACAGUGUAUGCGAACUACACCAUCCUUAAACCCCGGAAAGCAAAGCAAAUCAGGAAGAAAAGCGGAGACCGGAGGAGAGCAGAACUACCUUACAGGAAGAAUUGAAAAUCCCUGAACUGGAUGGCUGCGUUAAACUGUUCUCCAUACUCUGGCCUGGCAUCUGAGAAGUAGCAAGCCUCUUUUGGGCCAUAUGGGCUUCUCCACCAAAGCUGUUUGGCAGCUCCUAGCAGACCUUGUUCAAACUCUAGUGCUGAAAAUGAGCACAGCCUAAUUGCCAACCUACAUGUCCUUUUCACCUCAUGCAAGACUAAGCUUCUCUAAAGCACUUCACAGGACUAGAACCCUGUCCUGGAGAUACUCAGGAAAAAGGCAACUAUUUGAGGAACUGUGACCUAAUUUCAUUAUGUAGAAUGCCUCUUAUUUUCAUUUUAUUUCCUUUACAACAAACUGUAAUAUGUUUUCUUUAGGUCUAAGCAUGCUGUUGUUUGAAUUCAAGACUUCUCUGUAUUAAGGUAUCAACAGACCAGACCAUAACUGUACGGGACAUAUUUGGAGAAAGUUAAUUCUAUCACUUGGUAGGUUUGGAUGACCUCAUAUUUUGAAGUAAUGUUUUCUGAGGCCAUUUCUGAGGAAAUUAAGAAUUCCCCCUCCCCCUUUUUUUAACAACCCUGGUGGAUAAAGGGCCAAGUAUGUAUUUAUAGCACCUAUUUUUGAUUCUAUCUAUUGCGAAGUGCAUUCUGCAUGGGGCAUGUCUAGUCAAAUAGGUAAUGAUAAGGACCUAAUUAAAAUGUAGUAAGUAUUACUGUUACUUUACUUACAAUAUUCCAUAGUUUACAAAGCACUUUCACAUUAUCUCGUUUGGUCCUCACAGUCAUGACAUGGGAUAGACAAGGCAAGUGGUUUUAUCCCCAUUUUACAGAUGAUGAAACAGACUUUGGCAUGGGGGGUGGGGAACGUCAAAUGGCUUGCCCAGGGUCACAAGGCCAGUCAGUAAUAGAGCUAGGACUAGCACCUGGUUCCCUAACUUCUACCCUAGUGUGCUUCCAUCCUUCCUCUCUUGACUCUGAAGACAUUACUUGGAAGAAUGAUGGUGUUGGCCAGAGACCUGCUUGAUAAUGUAACUUUCUAUUUUAAAGAAGACUUUUAUCUGUAUUUCUUUGAGUUCCUCGGAGCCUCCAUUGUGCCUGUCAGACCAUCACAGCAGCACCCGAUGAUGCAGCCCAGCCUGUGUCAAGAAAGUAGUGCUCGUGUUUGGAAGCUCUGUUCUUCUGCAACCACACAGGAUCCCCUAUUAGUUGCAUUUCCACAUAGGCUAUCUGAGGGCCUAUUAUAGGUGCCUUAUUUUCCUAAGGGUAACUGUGUCUAGUAUCUGCAAAUAGGAUAAAGCUAUUUUCCAGAGGAUAGAAGCUAUUUUCCAUCUUCCAUUCUUUAAAGAGAAGGUCUUUUCAACAGAAACUGAUCCCAAGAGAGGAGAAAAGAAGUAAUAAGGGAGGAAGAAAAUGGCUGGUUCCCACAUGACAAGUCUCCUUUUUGGGAUCCCUCUAAUGGAAUUUCUAGGGUUGAAGCGCUGGAGAGGAACUUGGUCUAGACAGUUUAGAACAGUGAUGGGAGAGUCAAGCUCAGCCAGGGUCCCACUUGCUGCUUUAAAGAUUUCUGGCAUUUAAUCCCCAGUACUUGGUUCCUGCUUUCUGAGGCAAAUAUUGUCACCUGUGGUCUGACUACAGGGUAGAGAAUUUUCAGCGAAAGAUCUUGAUCUUGUUCUACCUGCAGGAACAAUGUACUGUCUUUUGCAAUGGCUAAAGCGCUCUACUUUUUGCAGAGGUAAAUGAGUCCCAUAACAGAGGUCCACCGUGAGUAGCUUUUUUUCUUAAUCCAAGAGAUACAAUGGCUGGUCUAUUUUAUCAUCUUGCAUGUUAAAAAAAAAAAAAAAAGCCUUCUGAGUAAGAACUUACUGUAAAGAGCACAAAAAAGGUCACAAUUGAUCCAGGGAUUUCUUGGGAAUAUCCGUUCCUAUCCCUUUUCAAACCUGGUUUUGGUUUUCUCUGUUAUAGGUCCAUCUUUAGUGAGAGCACAAUAGAUUGUGAAACACUGUGCCAAAUGCUAGGGGUAAGGGAUAUAAAAAUGAAUGUUUUUUGUGGUGAAAAUGAGUAUUUCUCAUGUGAUGUUAUAUAAACACAUUAGGAAAAAAAAAAUCUCUGUCUCAGCAAUACAGGGAUAGCCUCCCUGUAUUGCUUCCCCAGCUUUGCCUAGAGAAAAAAAGAGUUUCAAAACACCUGGUCAUACAAGCAUUUCUCUUCUAGAGAAUCAUUGUUUAGCAUGAGCCUCCUGUAAGCUCUGCCUUCCAUAAGGAUGCAGUAUCUGAGGCACUUCUUUCUCCACAGAUUGUUGAAUAUUGAAGAAUGAAGGACUACAGGUUAUUUGUAAGAACCUUGAUUACAGAGCUGAGUGAGGGGGUGGGUAUACUUGGCAGUUUCAGGGUUUUCUAAUCUCUAUCAAGUUUAUUUAUUUUUUAGUAAUUUCUAUAUGGGGCUCAAACACUUAACCCUGAGAUCAGGAGUCACAUGUUCUUCUGACUGAGCCAGUCAGGGACUCCACUGAUCUCUAGAUCUUAAGCAGCCUUAUCUGAACCCUAGAUCUUAAGACACUGAGCCCCAUUAUUGAACCUGGCAGUAUAGUAGGCAUCUAUUACCAAAGUGUACCUAUCACCCGGUACACUUUGAUAAAAGACCAGUCACUUUAAUCUCCUGGGAUAAUCCUAGAAAAUGGGAGCCCAUACUCUUUAUUACUGAAUGUGAGUUUAGAAACAUUGUUUUAAAUCAAGGUGGCUCUUGAUCUCAACCAUUUAUUUGGGUCACUUUUCCUAGUUUGGAGUUUUGGGAAAGAGCCUUAAAAACUCAUGUGGUUUUAUAGCAUUAGAUCUGGAGUGACUGUUGGGGCAAAGCACCAAUGGCAGUCCUUUAUUGUGUGUUACAUUUCAUGGGAUUUAUUGGAAUAAUUCACUGUGAUUAUGCUGUCUUCUAUCUGGUGUCAGGCAGCUCUGCUUUUAAUUUAGUUAUUUUCUCUUAAGAGGGAAAAGAGGAACAAUUUCAUCCUUGCCUCCAUGACCUAUUAAAUCUCAUGUGUUAAUUCAUUCUGAUGUUACUACGUUCAAUGCCUUGAGUAAAUGGAUAGAUGGAAAUGUGCUCAGCUUUGUUCUUGGGCAACAGAAAGAUCAGAUUUCCGUAUGGCAUUGUUGGAUUUCAGAGCCCUCUGGUGUUUUGGUAAAUCUAGAUGAAUGUUGCCUUUAAUUUUUCCAAUAUAUAUGACCAUGUAAUUUGUGCUGCAGAUGAAAUCAGGAAGCAGUGCAGUGUUGAAGCAAGUCUUGUCCAAUUCAUUUAUCUUCCUGAUUCCCGUACUUUAUCUUACUUGUCAGUGUUUAUAUUACAUACAUGUAUUUUCUGUAAAAGAAAGAAUUAAAUCUUGGCAAUUUGA